GGGUGCUCGGGCGGCGGCGGCGGCGCCCGCGGGGGGCCGAAAAUGGCGGAUUUCGAGGAGCUGAGGAAUAUGGUUUCUAGUUUUAGGGUUUCUGAACUUCAAGUGUUACUAGGCUUUGCUGGACGGAAUAAAAGUGGGCGCAAGCAUGACCUCCUGAUGAGGGCGCUGCAUUUGCUGAAGAGCGGCUGCAGCCCAGCGGUUCAGAUUAAAAUCCGGGAAUUAUACAGACGUCGGUAUCCACGAACCCUGGAAGGACUCUCAGAUUUGUCCACGAUCAAAUCAUCGGUUUUCAACUUGGAUGGUGGCUCGUCCCCUGUGGAGCCUGACUUGGCUGUGGCUGGAAUCCACUCGUUGCCUUCCACUUCAGUGGCCCCUCACUCGCCGUCCUCCCCGGCUGGCUCUCUGCUGCUUCAGGAUACCAAGCCUACAUUUGAGAUGCAGCAGCCGUCUCCCCCAAUUCCUCCUGUCCAUCCUGAUGUGCAGUUAAAAAACUUACCCUUUUACGACGUCCUAGAUGUUCUCAUCAAGCCUACGAGCUUAGGUGACCACAUGAUCCAGACAGGGCCUCAAGUUCUGGCAUGUACCCUGAUGAAUCCACUGAAGGUUGUGCCCAGCAUUGCAGUUCAAAGCAGUAUUCAGCGAUUUCAAGAGAAAUUUUUUAUUUUCGCUCUGACACCUCAGCAAGUUAGAGAGAUAUGCAUAUCCAGGGAUUUUUUGCCAGGUGGUAGAAGAGACUAUACAGUACAAGUUCAGCUGAGACUUUGCCUGGCAGAGACAAGUUGCCCUCAAGAGGAUCAUUACCCUAAUAGUUUGUGUAUAAAAGUCAACGGGAAGCUAUUUCCUUUGCCUGGCUAUGCACCACCCCCCAAAAAUGGGAUUGAGCAGAAGCGCCCUGGACGCCCUUUGAAUAUCACAUCUUUAGUUAGGUUAUCUUCAGCUGUGCCAAACCAGAUUUCCAUUUCUUGGGCAUCAGAAAUUGGAAAGAAUUAUUCUAUGUCUGUAUACCUUGUACGACAGCUCACAUCAGCCAUGUUAUUACAGAGAUUAAAACUGAAAGGUAUAAGAAACCCUGAUCAUUCAAGAGCACUAAUUAAGGAAAAGCUUACAGCAGAUCCUGAUAGUGAAAUUGCUACAACAAGCCUUCGAGUGUCCCUAAUGUGCCCUUUAGGAAAAAUGAGGCUGACAAUCCCAUGCCGUGCAGUGACUUGUACACAUCUGCAGUGUUUUGAUGCUGCCCUCUAUCUUCAAAUGAACGAGAAGAAACCAACUUGGAUUUGUCCUGUAUGUGACAAAAAAGCUGCCUAUGAAAGUCUGAUAUUAGAUGGGCUUUUUAUGGAAAUUCUCAAUGACUGUUCUGAUGUGGAUGAGAUCAAAUUCCAAGAAGAUGGUUCUUGGUGUCCAAUGAGACCGAAGAAAGAAGCUAUGAAAGUGCCCAGCCAGCCAUGUACAAAAAUAGAAAGUUCAAGUGUCCUCAGUAAACCUUGUUCCGUGACUACUGUUGCUGGUGAGGCAAGUAAGAAGAAAGUGGAUGUUAUUGAUCUAACCAUCGAAAGUUCUUCCGAUGAAGAGGAAGACCCCCCUGCCAAAAGGAAAUGCAUCUUUAUGUCAGAAACACAAAGCAGUCCAACCAAAGGGGUUCUCAUGUAUCAGCCCUCUGUAAGGGUGCCCAGUGCGACCUCGGUUGAUCCUGCUGCUAUUCCGCCUUCAUUAGACUACUCAGUACCAUUCCACCACACGCCAAUCUCAAGCAUGUCAUCAGAGUUGCCAGGUUUGGAUUUUCUUUCCCUUAUUCCAGUUGAUCCUCAGCAGUACUGUCCUCCUAUGUUUUUGGAUAGUCUCACCUCACCCUUAACAGCAAGCAGUUCGUCGGUUACCACCACCAGCCCCCAGGAGAGCAGUACUCAUGUUAGCUCCUCCGGCAGCAGGAGCGAGACGGGGGUCAUCACCAGCAGCGGGACGAACAUUCCUGAUAUCAUCUCAUUGGACUGAAGGGCUCACAUUCAGCCUAUCUGCUCUUUCUUGGAUCGCCGGCCCAUCCAUGGAAGUGAUUUUGUUGUUGUUGUUGUUGCUGUUGUUGUUGUUGAUGCAAUUACUUUGAUAUUUAUUGAAACGUCAAGUGGAUUCUUUGCUUUCUGAGCAAUGCAUCCCGUUGAUGGCCGCAAGAACCACACCACACUCUGGGAUGUUCCUUCCCGCUGUACUAGAAACUGCAUCUUCUGGAGAAUUUCUAGAGGAUUUCCGUGUUCCUGUUACUGGAUAGAUGGAUUCUUAAAAAAAAAAAAAAAAAAAAAAAAAGUAAAGAUUUUUGUUGUAAUAAACAGCAAUAAAGUUAUGUAAAUAUUUAAGUGGACUUCCUCCCCUAAUUAAAAGAUGUAAUUGGUGAUCCUAAAACUGA
Suncus etruscus (white-toothed pygmy shrew) is the source of this 2395-nucleotide messenger RNA. RefSeq names its product protein inhibitor of activated STAT 2 (gene PIAS2). Bases 43 to 1989 code for a protein of 648 amino acids. Gene Ontology annotation, biological process: protein sumoylation; regulation of transcription by RNA polymerase II. Gene Ontology annotation, molecular function: zinc ion binding; transcription coregulator activity; SUMO ligase activity. The record is from RefSeq and is a predicted model, not a curated record. The transcript has 15 exons. Lineage: Eukaryota; Metazoa; Chordata; Mammalia; Eulipotyphla; Soricidae.